ACUGCUAUAUUGAGGCCUACCAGCAUGUGACAGGACCAGAGGAGAGGUUCUCCUUGGCUCAGGUCAUCACAGACAUCAUGCACAGAAGGCCUCGGCUACACCUGGACAUGGGAGCAGAGUACUUUGUUCAGGCCUACCGGGCAGAGAUGGUCUGCAUGCAGACACACCAGCAACUCAUCAGAGCCGUGCUGGACAACCAAAUAGAUCGUCAGCGGCAAUACCUCCACCAGGUGUGGAGAGGAGGUCAGGGACAGGGAGCUACUCCUUGUGACUAUGGUCUUCCUCCUAACUAUGUGGCCAAACAUCUGGUGUCCCUCGGUGGUGGCAGGCAAGUCCUAGUUCUACCCAUGAAUUAUAGACUGAUCACAGUGUAAUGUGAUAUCACCUCAAAACAGACUAACAUGUUAAAACAGUAUAAAUAAAUAGCUAAUGUAAAAAUGUGUGCGCACACCCCUGCCUGUCUGUCCUCUUGUUACCAGUCCUGCCCUGAUGAAUGUGUUCCUUCUGGAGGUGCACCACUCCCUAAGCCUGGCCUCUGAAUUGUACCAGGCCCUGACCCAGGCUCACACUGAGCUCUGCCAGCUUCACCGUGCCAGGGGGGUGACUGAGAGAGUCACCCUGGAACAGAGACUCCUACAGCGGGCUCUGCAGCACUGGCACUCCAUGGAUCCUCCCGGGGCCUACUAUAGCUCUCAAACUCAAAAGGAUCUGUUUUCAGAUGUUUUCAUGGAGGACCCCUCCCUGGUCCGAGCGGUGGGGGUCUCUCUGAUCAGGUCGGCUGAGGAGCAGGACAUGAAGCAGGGGAAGGAGAAACAGUUAUUUGCUGUGGAAAUCUUCGCCAAGCUGCUGGAGUUAGUUACCAUCCGCCAUCGCCUUAUGGAGUCAGCAGCAGAGACUGCACAUCUGGCACAGUUAUACAAAACACAAGCUCUGGAGCUGGGCUUUGAUGAGUUCCACCUGUAUGUGCGCCCGGAGCAGUUUGAGUUUGCUGUCCAGAGAGACAAGGCAGAGCAUAGACCUCUGUUUGUUACGGCACUACUGCAGGACGACAGCUGUUUGGACAGGUACACUCCAUCUAAGUUUCCACUGAGCAUCCAGGAGCUUGAUGAGAACCAGAUUGGAAAAUUCAGCUUCUACUCUGAAGAGACAGUAGUGCAUGUAAGGUCAACUGAGAGUUUGGGCCUGAUUCAGAGUUGAGAUAAGAGGGCACAAUCUUUUGUGUAAAUCAAUGUCAAGAGAGAGUCCUGCCUUUUUAAUGAAGCAAUAUUAUAGCUGUUACCCAUUAUGAUUCACACUUGAUCUUAUAGGGGUCACCUCAGUCCCGGUCUUCUCUCUCCAGCUCAUGAAUAGGUCAGCCAUAGAGAACCUGCAGGUGACCCUGGCCUGCCAGGUGACUCAGAAGAACGCUCUGAUUGGUGCAGUGAAGCAGGCGUGUCUAUGUUAUUGGUCAGAGACUUUCA
Messenger RNA from Oncorhynchus masou masou (cherry salmon), 1460 nucleotides. RefSeq lists its product as uncharacterized. The record is from RefSeq and is a predicted model, not a curated record. The transcript has 5 exons. The coding region runs from base 490 to 1197 and encodes 235 amino acids. NCBI's taxonomy places the organism in Eukaryota, Metazoa, Chordata, Actinopteri, Salmoniformes, Salmonidae.